GCUUUAUUGCGCUUUCAUUCCUGUUGAGUACAGCCAAUUUACGUCUUUGACUACCUCCUAGCAAACAUUUCAAUAUGGCUGCUUCCGGUGAUAGUCUGCCUAGGAUGCAGUAUAGGUUCCUGGGGCGAUCAGGUCUCCAGGUUUCCAUCAUCUCUAUAGGUGGAUGGGUUACAUAUGGCGGUGCGGUUGGUGACGACAUCGCUUUUGAAUGCAUGAAAGCAGCCUAUGAUGCCGGAAUCAACUUCUUCGAUUGCGCUGAGGGCUAUGCCGAAGGCAAGUCUGAGACGGUCAUGGGCAAGGCAAUCAAGAAAUUUGGAUGGAAAAGGAACGACCUAGUCAUAUCAACCAAGAUCUACUGGGGUGGUGCUUUUGGCGACAAUCCCGUGAACAACGGCGGUCUUUCGCGGAAACACAUCAUUGAAGGCACUGAAGCAUCUCUCAAAAGACUCCAACUCGACUAUGUCGAUCUGAUUUAUUGUCAUCGGCCGGAUAGGAAUACGCCAAUCGAGGAAACUGUUCGAGCCAUGAAUUACCUCAUCAACACUGGCAAGGCCUUCUAUUGGGGAACUUCAGAAUGGAACAGCGAAGAGAUUGCAAUGGCAUGGGCGUGCGCCGAGAGACUGAACCUGAUCGGUCCUGUCAUGGAGCAGCCACAAUACAACAUGUUGGCAAGGGACAAGGUGGAAAGGCAAUUUGCGUUGCUGUACGAGAAUUAUGGCCUCGGGUUGACCAUUUUCAGUCCUCUGAAAACAGGAAUUCUCACGGGCAAGUACAAUGACGGCAUCCCCGAGGAUAGCAGAAUUGCGAAGGCGACAGAAGGAUAUACCACCAGUCAGAGGGAGAGUUACGGGAACGAAGAAUGGCAGAAGACCUUAACCCAAGUGAAACAGUUGAAGCCAGUCGCCGAAAAGCUAGGGACUGACCAAGCGACACUUGCGCUGGCCUGGGUUCUCAAGAACCCUCAUGUUAGUUCGGCCAUCACGGGUGCUUCCAAGGUCGAGCAAGUAUGGAAGUCGGUGAAGGCUCUGGACUUGCUUCCCAAACUUGAUGACACUCUGAUGAGCGAGAUUGAUGAAAUCCUAGGAAACAAACCGACACCAUUGUAUAGGAGGCUGUAGAUAGACAGAAGCAGCGCAAAUGCUUCAUUGAAACAUAUAAUUCCAG
This is a messenger RNA of Exophiala xenobiotica, 1164 nucleotides long. RefSeq lists its product as uncharacterized. The record is from RefSeq and is a predicted model, not a curated record. The coding region runs from base 75 to 1118 and encodes 347 amino acids. NCBI's taxonomy places the organism in Eukaryota, Fungi, Ascomycota, Eurotiomycetes, Chaetothyriales, Herpotrichiellaceae. The transcript has 3 exons.